Molecule: messenger RNA, 429 nt
Organism: Aspergillus oryzae RIB40
Lineage: Eukaryota; Fungi; Ascomycota; Eurotiomycetes; Eurotiales; Aspergillaceae
Exons: 3
Coding region: 1-429 (142 amino acids)
Source: RefSeq, a predicted model, not a curated record
AUGGCAGCUUACUCAGCUCAACUUCGCGGAGCUUCUCGCGUCUUCGUUGUAGACCGUGUUCCUGAGAGACUGGCUGUUGCGGAAAAGAUCGGCUGUACCCCAAUUGACUUCACCAAGGGUGAUGCCGUGGACCAGAUUAUUCGUCUCAACGGCGGAGAGGUCGACCGCUCCGUGGAUGCUGUCGGUUACCAGGCCGUAGACACCAGCGGCUCGAAGGAAAAGCCGAACAUUGUGCUUGAGAACAUGAUCCGUGUCACCAGGGCCUGCGGAGGCAUGGGAAUUCCUGGACUCUACGUGCCAAGACUCGACCAUGCGGAAGUUGCGUACGAGAAGUUCGACAAAAGAGAGGACGGCUACACAAAGGUGCUGAUCCAUCCGAACGGGGGAUUCGAAUCUACGACAGUUGGCCAGGUUACGUCAAAAUUAUGA